AUGAAGCUGGUCCUGGUCUUCGUGCUGGUCGCCAUCCCCAUUUGCUGCUACGCCAGCAGUUCUGGCUGCCGUGCAAUGGAUGAUGUCGUUGCACAGACUAUUAACUCAUCAGUGUCUGUGGCUGAUUAUCAGGACGUGGUUAAGUCAUACGCACCUCUUCCUUUCGACAAAAAGGCUGUGAGCAAAUUGAAACAAUGUUUCCUAGACCAGUCUGAGGAGACUCUGGCCAAUGUUAAAGUGAUGGUGGAUGCUAUAUACAACAGUAAAGACUGUCCACAGUCUGCCUAA
Arvicola amphibius (Eurasian water vole) is the source of this 288-nucleotide messenger RNA. RefSeq names its product secretoglobin family 2A member 2-like. Gene Ontology annotation, biological process: androgen receptor signaling pathway. Bases 1 to 288 code for a protein of 95 amino acids. The transcript is spliced from 3 exons. The record is from RefSeq and is a predicted model, not a curated record. NCBI's taxonomy places the organism in Eukaryota, Metazoa, Chordata, Mammalia, Rodentia, Cricetidae.